AUGGAUUGUGGGCCACCUGCCACCCUCCAACCCCACCUUGCUGAGCCACCUCGCCCUCCUCGCCGCCCAGUGGCUGUGUGUCAGCAGGAAAGUCUGUCCUUUGUGGAGCUGCCCACUCUGCAGCCCCCAAGCCCUGUGUGUCUGGAUCUCUUUCCUGUUGCUUCAGAGGAGUUGCAGGCUCCCGGUAGCCGAUGGUCCUUGGGGACCCCUGCCCCUCUCCAAGGACUGCUAUGGCCACUGUCUCCAGAAGGUCCAGACACCGAGAUCUCCCCCAGUGGGGGGAUGCGACCCAGCAGGGCUGGCAGCUGGCCUCACUGUCCCAGUGCCCAGCCCCCAGCUCUAGAGGGACCCUGGAAUCCUCAGCACCUACAACCACAGCGCCGGGCCAGCCAUGGCUCGGAGAAGAAGUCAGCCUGGCGCAAGAUGCGGGUUUAUCAGCGUGAAGAGACCUCCAGCACCGAGGCCCAUGCUGUCUUCCUGGAGCCUGGCCAGGAUGAAAGGGCGCAGGCUCUGGGUCCAGAGGAGUCUAGGCCACUGGAGCUGUCCGGGCCCACCAGACUGGGCCUCGAGGGGCCUGAGCGGAGGCGCUUCUCAGCCUCUGAGCUCAUGAAUCGGCUGCACUCUUCCCUUCGCUUAGGGCGGAAUUCAGCCACCAGAGCUCUGGCUGCUGGGCCCAGCACCUGCCUAGCCCGGGAAGGGAAAGUGUCUGCAAGGGAGUCUCGUGGUGUCAAUGUGAGGGCCCCGGCGUCUGGUCUGAGCCCAGGUACCACCUCACUCUGGGGUUCAGGGCCCAAGCUGGUCAGGCGAAAAGCGCCCUAAUGAAGUCUUUUUCCCAGGUUGGAUUUACAGGAAGAGCCGGCUCUGGGCUAUAGGUGCUCCAGCGAGAGGCGCCAAUCUCGGUUCCUCCUUAACUCCAUCCUCUACCAGGAAUACAGCGACGUGGCCAGCGCCCGCGAGCUGCGGCGGCAGCAGCGCGAAGAGGAGGGCCCGGGAGAAGAGGCGGAGAGCGCGGAGGAGGGGCCCGGGCCGCCGCGCGCCAAUCUCUCCCCCAGCAGCUCCUUCCGGGCGCAGCGCUCGGCGCGCGGCUCCACCUUCUCGCUGUGGCAAGACAUCCCCGACGUGCGCGGCAGCGGCGUCCUAGCCACGCUAAGCUUGCGCGACUGUAAACUGCAGGAGGCCAAGUUUGAGCUGAUCACCUCCGAGGCCUCAUACAUCCACAGUCUGUCAGUGGCUGUGGGUCACUUCUUAGGUUCUGCCGAGCUGAGUGAGUGUCUGGGGGCACAAGACAAGCAGUGGUUGUUCUCCAAACUACCAGAAGUCAAGAGCACCAGCGAGAGGUUCCUGCAGCAGCUGGAGCAGCGUCUGGAGGCAGAUGUGCUGCGCUUCAGUGUGUGCGAUGUGGUCUUGCACCACUGCCCAGCCUUCCGCCGAGUCUACCUGCCCUAUGUCACCAACCAGGCCUACCAGGAGCGCACUUACCAGCGUCUGCUUCUGGAGAACCCCAAAUUCCCUGGCAUCCUGGCUCGCCUGGAGGAGUCUCCUGUGUGCCAGCGUCUGCCCCUUACCUCUUUCCUUAUACUGCCCUUCCAGAGGAUUACCCGCCUGAAAAUGCUGGUAGAGAACAUUCUGAAGCGGACGGCACAGGGCUCUGAAGAUGAAGACAUGGCCACCAAGGCCUUCAACGCACUUAAAGAGCUAGUGCAAGAAUGUAACGCCAGUGUGCAGUCCAUGAAGAGAACAGAGGAGCUCAUUCACCUCAGCAAGAAGAUCCACUUUGAGGGCAAGAUCUUCCCGCUGAUCUCUCAGGCUCGCUGGCUGGUUCGGCAUGGGGAGCUGGUGGAGCUGGCCCCACUGCCCGCAGCGCCCCCUGCCAAGCUGAAGCUGUCCAGCAAGGCAGUCUACCUACACCUCUUCAAUGAUUGCUUGCUGCUCUCCAGGAGGAAGGAACUGGGGAAGUUUGCUGUUUUCGUACAUGCCAAGAUGGCCGAGCUGCAGGUGAAGGACCUGAGUCUGAAGCUCCAGAGCAUCCCUGGACACGUGUUCCUGCUCCAGCUCUUCCAUGGGCAGCACACCAAGUCCCAGUUUCUGCUGAGGGCCCGGACUGAGAGUGAGAAACAGCGAUGGAUCUCAGCCAUGUGCCCCUCCAGCCCCCAGGAGGACAAUGAGGUCAUCAGCGAAGGGGAAGACCACCCCCAGGUUCAGUGUGUCAGGACAUACAAGGCACUCCAGCCAGACGAGCUGACCCUGGAGAAGACCGACAUCCUAGCAGUGAGGACCCAGACUAGUGACGGAUGGCUGGAAGGCGUCCGCCUGGCUGACGGUGAGAAGGGGUGGGUGCCCCAGGCGUAUGUGGAAGAGAUCAGCAGCCUCAGCGCUCGCCUCCGAAAUCUUCGAGAGAACAAGCGAAUCACAAGCGCCACCAGCAAACUGGGAGAGCCACCUGUCUGA
Chrysochloris asiatica (Cape golden mole) is the source of this 2448-nucleotide messenger RNA. It is a transcript of the gene ARHGEF19, whose product is annotated as Rho guanine nucleotide exchange factor (GEF) 19. Gene Ontology annotation, molecular function: guanyl-nucleotide exchange factor activity; protein binding. NCBI's taxonomy places the organism in Eukaryota, Metazoa, Chordata, Mammalia, Afrosoricida, Chrysochloridae. Gene Ontology annotation, biological process: regulation of actin cytoskeleton organization; activation of GTPase activity. The transcript is spliced from 15 exons. The record is from RefSeq and is a predicted model, not a curated record.